Saccostrea cuccullata (small rock oyster) is the source of this 2372-nucleotide messenger RNA. RefSeq lists its product as uncharacterized. The transcript is spliced from 4 exons. NCBI's taxonomy places the organism in Eukaryota, Metazoa, Mollusca, Bivalvia, Ostreida, Ostreidae. Bases 132 to 569 code for a protein of 145 amino acids. The record is from RefSeq and is a predicted model, not a curated record.
UCCAAGAAAGGUAACUCUGCGAUGUAAACAAAUCAAGAGAACGGAUUUUAAAAAAGGCUAAUUUUACCUACAGGUCAUACACGAUAGAUACAGAGGCUGGCACUUUUUAAAACAUCAUCUAAUAAUCAAAGAUGCCAGAUUCUGCAACAGAGCCUUGGUCAUUGGAGAGUUCCACGCAAAAUCUGCCUACAACAAAUGUCAGUUCAUUCCUUUCUUCAGCUUUAAACAAAGUGGUGUCUCAGACAACAGGAAUCUUCACAAAUGAUUCCAGCACAGCAUCAACACCUGGCAUUACAACAGAUUCCCUUCAAACCUCGACCCCCUGGAUGCCCGCCCAGAGAACGCCCCACCCGCUGACCGGGAAGGACCACACGGUGCUGGUGACCCUGAUCGUGAUGGGGAUCAUCGUACCCUCCGUGUUCGUGUUUGUCAUCGUGUCCAUUUGCUACAGACAGAAAAAGAUGAUACGACAAAGAAGAGAACAAAUGCUACUUCGAAACCAGCAGGAUUUUGCAAUGGAUGAGUUACCAUAUUCCAUGCGGGCUACACUGGCCUCCGGAAAGUUAUGACCCGAAUAAAAGGAGGAAACAUUUGUCAAAUGAACAUACUUCAAUGUAUUCCGUCGUUGUGAAUCAAUUUUCUGCAAUUUUUGCAAUUCCAAGUUCAUGCUUUAUUAAAUAUUAUGUUCAAUGAAUUAGAUGUUGUAAGUUUAUAUUUAAAAAAAGAACAACUUUUUUUAUUUAUUGAGGAUGUUGUGCCUUACAAAGAUACCCAUGUCCGACGAAUAAACAAAUUACAGAUUUUUGAAACAAAUAAUAGAAGAAACGCAUUACAGUUAUUGAGUCUUUAGAACAUGUAAAAGGGAGAGAGAAAGGUAGCUCCGUUGAUUGUUACAACUGAAAAGAAAUGAAAGCAAUUGUAAUUUGUUUCUAUCAGUUUAUGUUGCUGAAUCAUAUGUGGUUUUAAUGCUUGUACAAAAGUGCUUUGAAAACUCUGACAGUCCAUGGGUCUCACCCAAUUGCAGAAUUUAUGUAAUGUUUAUACAUAUGUUUGAUUUAAGAUGCGAUAACUUGAGGGCUUCGGCAUUGUGCACAUAUUUUGUUCUCAAGAUCAGACAAAGAUGGCGUGUGGCGUUUGAUACAUGCAUCUUGAUCUGAUAAGUGUUUGUAUUACAUGACAUUGAUUGAUGUAUUGAUAGAUUUAUCACAACGUUGAUUUCAAAUCAAAUUGAAGAAGCCAAAUAUUUUUUUUUUAUUGUAUCCUAUUCACUCCCAAUAACCUGUUGAAAGAUAGGAAAAAUAUAAGAAAUGCACACACAAGAAGUACAAGUUAUAUUUACAUUUUAUAUCACUACUAAUGAAUGCUAUUUUUUUUUUUUUAAAAGAUCAUUGUCAUUCGUUAGGAUUUUUACUAGGGUUCAUUUAUAUUUAUUAAUUUCAUUAAAUCAUUACCUAAUUUUCAAGUCUAUACAUAUGAUGUACUUAUAUCAUACUGUAUUUGAUUUAGAUUAUAUUUUUUCUGCGUCUAGUUACUAGACUAGUAUCCAUGACAUUUUAAAGUGCAAUUUCGCUGAUCGAGUACUGGUUAAUAUCUUAAUUCUUUGCAAACAAAAUUACUCGAUAGAAGUUUUCUGUUUGCUCCCUUACAAUACACUCCUCGUUCAUCAAUUUUUCUGUCCAAUUUUUGCAAUGUGCCAUAUAUGAUGUUGGUUUAUGAAUUCGAUUUUAUAUAGGAAUCAUACGUUUAUUUUUGUGUAUACGUAUACAAUUGAAAACAAAUCUAUUGUUCAGUUCUACGAAUUCAUUGAGUGCUUACAUGCAACAGCUAUUUCUUCAGAUUGAAAUUCCCUUGGAAAUUAAGUUUGAUGUUGCUGUUUUUAAGACUCCAGGGUUCAAAGUUUGAGCUAAUACAUGGACUAGAAUGUGUAAUGCAAUUUAUUGAAAUUAAAGAGUUUUGGGGGGACUAUAAGUAAGUACAUUAUAUUCUUAUAUACUUUUAGAAUGUAUAUUUACAUAUUAUAAUGUAAAUAUAUAAUAUAUUUGCCAAAUUGAUCGAAUUAUAAAUUGGCAAUUUUUACAUAUUGUAAUGAUGAAGUUAUAAUCAAGUAAAACUGGUAUUUUAAGUUGUUAAUGGCAUCCUUGAUUACUUUCCAUAAUUUAUUAAUGAAUCCACUGAGGAUUAAAAAAAAUUCCAGGUUAUUGCAUGUACAUUAUUCCUUUGUUGUAUUGCUGUUUUCUUUGAAGUUCAAUACAUAAUUAAAAUGUUUAUGGUUGUCACGUUUGUCGAAUGAUUAUUAUUACUUUAAUAAAACAAUAUUGCUAAACUUUUAGUAAAUUGAUGAUAUGAAAUUAAAUCGAAGUUGUGAAUUUUUA